This is a messenger RNA of Caenorhabditis angaria, 883 nucleotides long. The record is from the annotation of a GenBank genome assembly. NCBI's taxonomy places the organism in Eukaryota, Metazoa, Nematoda, Chromadorea, Rhabditida, Rhabditidae.
AUGAAGGUCGAAACCUGUGUUUAUUCCGGAUACAAGAUCCACCCAGGACACGGUAAACGUCUUGUCCGUACCGACGGAAAGGUAAGUAAUUUCUUUCUAUUUUUCAUUCAAAAAAAUAUUGAUUCAGGUCCAAAUCUUCUUGAGCGCCAAGUGCCUCAAGGGAGCCAAGCUCCGCCGUAACCCACGUGACGUCACAUGGACUGUUCUCUACAGAAUCAAGAACAAGAAGGUGAGUUUGAUAGAUUUCAGCACAAUAAUUAUUUAUUUAUUUAUUUUUCAUAUUAAAACUUUGAAUUUUUAGGGUACCCAUGGACAAGAACAAGUCCAAAGAAAGAAGACCAAGAAGUCUGUCCAAGUUGUCAACCGUGCCGUCGCUGGUUUGACCCUCGAAGCCCUCCUCGCCAAGAGAAACCAAACCGAAGACUUCCGUCGCCAACAACGUGAACAAGCCUCGAAGGCCGCUAAGGAUGCCAACAAGGCUGUCCGCGCUGCCAAGCAAGCCGCCAACAAGGUAAGAUUUUUAUAUAGAAUUUUUUAAAUUUGUGGCAUGCUAUUAGAACUUGUGAAAAAUCUUGUAGUUUCACGAGUGUCGAAGUUAUGCGAAAUAAAAAUUCAGGGAACGCAACUGACUAGUGUUUCUUUUUAUUUCUCUGCGUUUUGUGGAGGAAUGAAAUCUAUAAGCUUUUCAAGUUUUCUUUCUUGGAACAAUUCUAUUUUUUGAAUAUAAAAUUAUUCUCAAGAAAUCGAGUGCAAAUAUUAGUUGUUUUGAUUCAAUUUCAAAGUAUUUUUAUUGCAGGAAAAGAAGGCUUCGCAACCAAAGAACCAACAAAAAUCCGCCAAGAACGUUAAAGCCGCCGCCCCACGUGUCGGAGGAAAACGAUAA